This is a messenger RNA of Staurois parvus, 837 nucleotides long. NCBI's taxonomy places the organism in Eukaryota, Metazoa, Chordata, Amphibia, Anura, Ranidae. The record is from the annotation of a GenBank genome assembly.
AUGAUUAGCCCAGAAAAGGAGAGCGACUCAAUGACUGAACAAGAGCAACCAAAUACAGAUAUAAAUCUUCUUGAGGAUAUUUUUAGUAAUAUAGGUAUAGAAUCACAGCCACCACUUCUGAGUCAAGCCAAGAGUCUUGAAGAUCUCAGAACUCCCAAAGAAGACCAUGAAGACCACUUCACAUUUGAUUAUCAGAGAAUGGAUCUUACAGUCCCAGAGAGAAAUCGUUUGAUGCCAACAAUGAAGCACAACCAUCAUUACAACAAAUUGUGGGGCAUGGGGCAGGAUGAUAUGGCAAUUCCAAAUAAGUACAUUCAAACUUCACCUGAAAGAUACCAGACCUUCCCCCGAAGUGACACAAGCACCCCACAAAGAGAGAUUAUAUCAUUUGCUAUAGAAAAAGAGGGACCAUUCAGCAGCAACCAAAGCAGUAUCACAAUCCCACGACCACAUGGAAGGAAGACUCCAGAGCUGGGUAUUGUCCCACCUCCACCAGCACCCAGACAAUCUAAACAGCAGAAUGCUCCAGCAUUGACAGAGCCAGGGAAACAUUCACUUGGGGAAAGUAUGGGCUUCCCUCUUCAAACAGCAACAGGGUCUUUUGCGGAAGUGCUAGCAGCCGACAGCAACAGACAAGUUCCUGAUUCCAGUUCUAUGGACCUUCUGCAACCUGUCAAAGUUUCCACAGAUGUUUACCUAAAUGAUGAUAUUCUAAGUCUUUUGGAUCCUUUAAAAACAGAUCAAAGGCAGAGCGAAAGCUUGCCUACUGUUGCUGGGAAUAUCCAGAGCUCCGAAGUGGCCCAUCCUUCCAAUACUCCAUGUUAUGCUCCAUUGCAA